Messenger RNA from Phycomyces blakesleeanus NRRL 1555(-), 840 nucleotides. RefSeq lists its product as hypothetical. The transcript is spliced from 4 exons. The record is from RefSeq and is a predicted model, not a curated record. NCBI's taxonomy places the organism in Eukaryota, Fungi, Mucoromycota, Mucoromycetes, Mucorales, Phycomycetaceae. Gene Ontology annotation, biological process: basic amino acid transmembrane export from vacuole. The annotation marks the transcript as partial. Gene Ontology annotation, cellular component: fungal-type vacuole membrane.
AUCAUGUGGGAUCCAGUAUUUGCAUCUUCAUUAGCUGGAUAUGCGUCAUUUGCAUGCUGGGUCAUUGUGUUUGCACCACAAUUAUUUAUAAACUAUAAACGAAAGAAUGGAGACGGCUUGUCAAUGACAUUUCUAGUUAUCUGGCUUGCAGGGGACCUAUUUAAUCUGGCUGGCGUUGUUAUGCAGGAUUUGCUAGUAACCAUGUUUAUUUUGGCCUUGUGGUAUACUGUGGCCGAUAUGGGGCUUAUCUGGCAGGUAGUUCAUUACCGAAAGAUCAAUAAGCGACUACGAGAAGAAGUUGUGGUAGACACGGAUACUGACGAUCUUCAAACGUGUGGCUCACGAGAAGAGCGCAUGAGUACGGAGACAGACCCAUUGAUUGAACAGACAGGUUCAAUUUCUCGCUUUAUCGAGAGUUUAUCGAUUGAGGAAAAAGAAAUUUCAACUACAGUAUUGAACCUGGUUGGAGGUUCUUCUGUCAUAUUGUUGAUUCUAGGAUCGUGUUAUGCCUAUUAUUCCGUGCAUCUAAAGACGCCAAAAGAUCCCGAAGAUGGGAUGCCUGAACAAAUGUUGAGCGUCUUUCCACAAAUUCUGGGUUGGCUUAGUGCUAUAUUGUACGUUGGAAGUCGAAUCCCUCAGAUAAUUAAGAAUACGAAAAAGAAGAGCACAGAUGGAUUAAGUUUGGGAAUGUUUAUGUGUGCCGUAAUGGGGAACGUCUUUUUCACCUUGUCUAUAUUUCUGCGCUCUACCGAUCGACAUUACUUGCUUAUCAAUUUGCCAUGGAUCAUAGGAAGUUCUGGCACACUAGUAUUUGACUUUAUGGUAUGUACAUACGUGUGA